AGUCAAGGCCAGAGAGUCUUCCUAUGGAGCCAAAAACUCUACAUAGAAUAAGACUCCCAGUGUUUCUUCAGUCCCCACACUUGUCUUAUUCCAAUUACUCACAACCUAAUCUUUUAUACAAAGCCCCACUUUGAUGGAUUGGAAUUUAAAAGCAAAGAAACUAACAAAACAAAUACUCAGAACAAAAAAUUUCAACCACUGCAGCAUAGUGAACUCUGCAAUGGUCUCAGCUUCCAUCUUCUUCCUCAGUUUUCUCCUUCUCAUUCUUCCUUUAAACUCUUACUCUCUCUUCCCAAAACAAGCCCUUCCAACCAAAUCAGGUUAUCUUCCGAUUAAUUCAACUUCUGGUUCUGCAAUUUUCUUUGCUUUCUAUGAAGCUCAACAUCCCAGUUCUUCUCUUUCUCAAACACCCAUUUUGGUAUGGCUUCAAGGUGGUCCAGGUUGCUCGUCGAUGAUUGGCAACUUCUUCGAGCUCGGUCCUUGGCGCGUAAGUUCUGAUUCUAAAUCAAAUGAAAGCAUAAUUCUUAAGUCAAAUCCUGGUGCCUGGAAUCGUAAAUUCGGAGUAGUUUUCAUUGAUAAUCCUAUUGGAGCUGGUUUUAGUAUUGCUUCUUCACCCGAGGAGAUCCCAGUAGAUCAAGAAACUGUUGCUAAACACCUUUUUAUUGCUCUUAGAUCUUUUAUCUCGCUAGAGAAGUUGUGGAAUUCUCGGCCGAUUUACAUAACAGGAGAGAGCUAUGCAGGUAAGUAUGUUCCUUCCAUUGGGUACUACAUUUUGCGACAUAAUUCUCAUUCAUCAGUAUCAGAACAAGUGAAUUUACAAGGAGUUGCAAUUGGGAAUGGGUUGACCCAUCCGGUUACUCAAGUAGCUACACAUGCUGAUACAGCAUAUUUCUCCGGUUUGAUCAAUGAGAAGCAAAGGACUCAACUUGAGGUACUUCAAGCAGAGGCAGUGAGACUGACCCAGGAACAGAAAUGGGCGCAGGCUGCCGAUGCACGUAAUCAGGUUCUGCGCAGGUUGGAAAAUAUGACGGGACUGGCUACUCUAUAUGAUUUGAGAAGGAAAAAGCCUUAUGAGAUGGUGAUGGUUACCAAAUUCUUAGAGAAUGAAGAGAUAAAGAAAGCUUUGGGUGUUAACAAAUCCAUAAUUUUUGAAGAAUGUAGUGGUACUGUAGGUAAAGCUUUGCAUGAGGACGUGAUGAAGAGUGCGAAAUAUAUGGUUCAAGAACUAGUGAAGAAAAGCAAGGUUCUAUUAUACCAGGGGCAAUUUGAUUUAAGAGAUGGAGUGGUAUCAACAGAGGCUUGGAUAAAGGAACUCAGAUGGGAAGGGUUGGAGAAGUUUCUUAAGGCAGAAAGAAAGGUUUGGAAAGUGAAUGGAGAGGUUGCUGGUUAUGUACAGAAAUGGGCAAGUUUAACUGAAGUUGUUGUUUCAGGAGCCGGUCAUCUUGUUCCUACUGAUCAAGCAUUGAGUUCCCAGGCAAUGAUAGAAGAUAGGGUUUUGGAGAAUGGAUUGUUUGGCCGUGAAAUAGGAGUUUUAGCAUCGAAACUCAAAUGUGCUCAUGGAGAUAUAUAACUUCAAAUUAUGAAAAAAAUAACUAGUAAUAACUCCAUGACAUGAUGAACAAAAAUGUAUUGCUCGUUGAUAAAAAGAUAUUACCUGGUAUGGUUUCUUUA
Papaver somniferum (opium poppy) is the source of this 1671-nucleotide messenger RNA. Its product is annotated as serine carboxypeptidase-like 50. Bases 134 to 1570 code for a protein of 478 amino acids. The record is from RefSeq and is a predicted model, not a curated record. NCBI's taxonomy places the organism in Eukaryota, Viridiplantae, Streptophyta, Magnoliopsida, Ranunculales, Papaveraceae. The transcript has a single exon. Gene Ontology annotation, molecular function: serine-type carboxypeptidase activity. Gene Ontology annotation, biological process: proteolysis.